AUGACAGGUAUAAUUAUUGGAUGUGCUUUAGCAUGUAUUGUUAUAAUGUUAAUUAUUAUCACGAUAAUAUCAUUAAUUCUUUUCAUUAGAAUAGAACGUAACCUAAGAAAAAGAAAUUCAGAAACAAUUUGUGCUUUUAAGAUGAAAUAUAGUAAUUUACAUUUCUCCAGUAUUAAUGAAAAGUCAUCACUAGUAACAAAUAAAAACAUUAUUCGAUUUGAUCUUGAUAAUGAAGUGCUUCCAGUAGGUAAAGAGUCAAGAGAUUUGUUUUGUAUUGGUAAUAAAGGAAUUAAUAAAAUUAAAGUCCAAGUCACUUUAAAAAAAUCAAAUGACAAAUAUUUAUUGGAUAUUCAGCCGUCAUUGGUUAUACUUGAUGGAGGGUAUGCGUGUGAAUUUGAAAUUUUUAUUCAACCAUUUUGCACAACAAAGAUAAAAGACAAAUUGUCUCUUAUUAGUUUUGAUAUGAAAGAAGGAAUUGAAACUUUUAGUAGUAUUACUAUUAGAACCGAAACAGAAAUUACUACAAGACUAGAUUAUGAUGAGUUGGUUCAAGAAAAAAAAAUAGGUGAAGGGUCAUUUGGGGUUGUCUUUAAAGGAACAUACAGAGGGCGUGUUGUUGCUAUAAAAAAAUUAAAAGAGUCACAAAGUUCUGACAAGGCGUUGAUUGAGUUUGAAAAAGAAGCUACUAUGUUGGACAAGUUUAGAAGUGAUUAUAUCAUUCAUUUUUAUGGUGCAAUAUUUAUUCCAAAUAAGAUUUGUUUAGUAACAGAAUAUGCGUACUAUGGAUCGCUUCGUGAUUUAAUUGAGAAGAGGAGUCGCAACUAUGUAUCACAUCAUUUAAGACUGAAAAUCUUAUUAGAUGCCUCAAAAGGGAUUCAGUAUCUACAUGAAAAUGAAAUGCUACAUCGUGAUAUAAAACCAGACAAUGUUUUAGUAUUAUCACUGGAUGAUAACAUUAAUAUUAACGCUAAAUUAACUGACUUUGGAUCAUCAAGAAAUGUAAAUUUAUUAAUGACAAACAUGACAUUCACCAAGGGAGUUGGAACACCUUCUUAUAUGGCUCCUGAAAUAUUAAGUAGAUUAAAAUAUAAAAUGCCAGCAGACAUUUAUUCAUUUGGUAUGACAAUGUACUCUGUAUUAAAUUGGUCAGAGCCAUUUCCAAAACAAAGUUUUAAGUUUGCAUGGGAUGUUGCAGAGUUUAUUGAGUCAGGAAAACAUUUGCCUCAAUACAAUAUAAAAGAUGAGGAGUAUGCUUUGAUAAUGAGGUGCUGGGAAAAUAAUCCCAAAUCCAGAGAAAUUAUAGAGAAUGUUGUUAAAGACCUAGAAGUUCUUGUUAACAACGAUAAUAACAUAUAA
This is a messenger RNA of Entamoeba nuttalli P19, 1356 nucleotides long. RefSeq names its product tyrosine kinase, putative. The transcript has a single exon. Gene Ontology annotation, molecular function: ATP binding; protein kinase activity. Bases 1 to 1356 code for a protein of 451 amino acids. The record is from RefSeq and is a predicted model, not a curated record. Lineage: Eukaryota; Evosea; Mastigamoebida; Endamoebidae. Gene Ontology annotation, biological process: protein phosphorylation.